This is a messenger RNA of Linum tenue, 2570 nucleotides long. The record is from the annotation of a GenBank genome assembly. Lineage: Eukaryota; Viridiplantae; Streptophyta; Magnoliopsida; Malpighiales; Linaceae.
UUAUUGGGGAAAAAAAGAAGAAAUAACACUCAACUUUACUCUUUUCUCAUCUCUUUCGUUCACUCUUCCUAGUUCCUACUACCCAAAAUCUCCGAACUCCAACUUCUCCUUCUUUUCUCAAAUCACCUGAUUCCCUCUAUACUACUUUGAAUUCUUUGAGAUCCGGCUACCAAAUAGAGAGGCAAAAGAAAAUUUUGUCCCGAAGGAGAUUAGAGAAAGCUUGGUUAUGGCGGUGGAGAUUUGGGAUCUCAGGAAUCCAACGAGGAUUUGAUGUAAAUCCUUGAUUUCUAGCAUCGAUUUGGCAACUCUUUCUCGUUUCCAGGAUGAUAUGAAAAAUUCCUUGAGAGCAAUGAGUGAGUUCUGCUUGGCAACGAUUCUGUUGUCGUUCAAUUUCAAGUACUAGAACAGAGCUCUGAUCGAUUUUGGCGAAACGAGAAGACUGCAAGAUGCUGCGACUUCUCCCCCGUUGUUGCAGCUACUCACCUAAACAUCCCGCUCAUCGACCUCAGUAGCUCCUCCAGAACCACCGCCCGCUUCUCUACAGAUUUUCUCACCAAUUCAUCGAACGCGGCGACGAGCACACCGGCGGCGCCAUUGGACAUGGUGGAAAUCCGGUUCCGCCGGCUCACUCUCCCAGCUGUUGAGCUUCCUCAAACACGUGGCGUCAGAUCCUCUCAACUCCGAAUGCACAAUCAUGAAUCAUCCUCAUCAGAUCGCCGAGGAGAGCAGCAGCACGAGAAGAAGCUUCACAACGUUGGUGAUUUCUUUUCCCCAGCUCAGAUCUGUCUUUUUUUACUUAGGGUGUUUUCAUCUUGCAUUUCCUUUUUGUUUUGAAAGGUCAAACACCAAGGAAGCCUCAUUGCUGGAGGCCUAGAAGGGUGGCUCCAUGAGAAGUUUGUCACUAUCAGAAGAUUUCUGGUUUCUUUAUCCCUGUUGCCAACUUGGUUCGACUGGUAAAAGCGAUCACCCAAGAUUAUAGCCAGGAAGUGAACUGCUGGAAACUUGAAGGUAUCGUGGCUCUUCAAGAGGAAGCAGAGGAUUUCUUGGUCCACUUAUUUAAAGGUGGGAUGCUAUGUGCAGCUCAUGCCAAACGUGUUACAUUGAGUGAGGUUAUCUCGACCCCUGUUGCAGUUUAUCCCGAGCCUGAUCUUUUAUGGAGCUAUGCAGCCUGUUCUACUUACCUGUCAUUACUAGAAAACAAGAUCAAAGCUUCGACCAAUACUAUAGUGGCUUAAUUUGAGAUGGAAGGCACUUUCAGAAUUUUUGUGACUCCUUCCUUGCAGGUUUUGGCACCUCAAUUUUGGCAUUAUGAGCUAUAGACUUCACACUAUAGAGGCAAAGUAAAAAAGAUCUUAUGUCUGCAUAUUCAGUACUUAUUUCUUCGCAUGUAAUCGAUGUAGUGCUUAAAAUUAAACAUUGUUCUCUCUUUUUCCACCUAAGCUUAUUGUUUGACAUUGUUUUUGAAUUCAUUACAGUCAAUUACUCGUAUUUGAGUAAAAUUAUUAGAGUUUGCACAUAUUUUACAUUUGUACAACCAAGAGGGUGAAGCACGUGACUUUCUGUUCAUUGCCAUCGAAAGAUACAAAUUAUGCGUUCUUCAGUGGGUGUGGAAGCAUCAGAGCGGUGUCUCCAUCUUGUUGUAAGAGAAAAAUUGAGUCCCACAAGGGAUGUGCGAAAUGGGAAGUCACAUGACGAACCACGCGCUCGUUUCUUCUCUGUUAGAGUGGUGUCCCCAUCUUCUCCUACCUCCGUCCCCGAGCCAGAAAAUUAAUUCAAUGUAGUCUAAGUGGAUUGAAGGUGAACGAAGAUGGCAGCAAACAACUUGAACAACGGGAUUAACUACUUUAUGAACACUACGAAUGUUAAAGCUGAACUUGGCAACUUUCAAGUACAAGAAAGUAAAGGUGCAAAGUAUGUGAGAAACUCUUACUUUUUCAAGCUUGAUGAGAGAAAGGAAUUCACACAUCAGGUUACAAAGGAUCUAUUUAUUUACAAUGAAAUGGGAUCUCAGCCAAUUAUCAGCAGUGGGGGCAGCAUGCAAUUACUUUGUCUCAGCAGCAAUUACUUUGUCUCACCAGCUGACAGCUGUAAUUUCCUUCAGAACUACUAUGUCAGUCCCCUCCUCAACAAAGUUUAUAAUCUUGACCAGUAUGGCUCUUUCCUUGUCAGCUUAUUCAACACUUUUGUCAAGGGAAGCUGCACCUGGACUAUGGCUUAGUUCAUGAUUAUUUCAUCAGUGAGUACAAGGAAGCUAGGGAAAAAGCGAACGAAGGAAAGAGGAACGAUUAUCAAAGGAGAAAGGCAUACCUCAACAAAUGCGCGAAUUAAUGGAAUUCUACAAAAAAAACACAGGUUUCGAAGCUUUCAGCCAACCAAUUCAUGUAAUUGUGAUUUUUGGAAUAGGGGGUUGAUUCUUAGUGAUAAUAUUGUGUAAUUGUGAUUUUGGUUACUAAAAAAUAAAUUAUGUAAUUACAAUUUUGGUUACUAUACAAUUUUGUUAUAUAAUACAAUUUUGUAUUAUCAUUCUAUUUAAUUUUUAAUAUUUUAAUUUAGUGACCAAAAUCUCAUUG